Gavialis gangeticus (Gharial) is the source of this 4085-nucleotide messenger RNA. RefSeq names its product protein prenyltransferase alpha subunit repeat containing 1 (gene PTAR1). The transcript has 7 exons. Gene Ontology annotation, cellular component: cytoplasm. NCBI's taxonomy places the organism in Eukaryota, Metazoa, Chordata, Crocodylia, Gavialidae. The record is from RefSeq and is a predicted model, not a curated record. Bases 1 to 1260 code for a protein of 419 amino acids. Gene Ontology annotation, molecular function: protein prenyltransferase activity. Gene Ontology annotation, biological process: protein prenylation.
AUGGAAUCUUUCACUCAUGCUGUUGUGAGUACUAGUUUUCUAGAUGAAAUUGGAUUAAUCCCCUGUCCUGAAGCAAGGUAUAACCGGAGCCCCAUAGUGCUGGUACAGAACAAACUUGGUGUGGAGAGCUGGUGCGUCAAGUUCCUUUUGCCAUAUGUCCAUAACAAGCUCCUCCACUACAGACAAAGAAAACAAUGGCUCAACAAAGAUGAACUGAUUGAUGUCACAUGUACACUGCUGCUGCUAAACCCAGACUUCACCACUGCGUGGAACGUCAGGAAGGAACUAAUAUUGUCUGGCACUUUAAAUCCACUUAAGGAUUUACACCUUGGAAAACUGGCAUUAACUAAGUUUCCGAAGAGUCCAGAAACAUGGAUUCAUAGACGAUGGGUGCUGCAACAACUAAUUCAGGAAAACUCCUUGCCCACUCUUGUGAAUAAAGGGAACAUGGGAACAGUGCCUACAGAAAGGAUUCAGCGGCUAGUGCAGGAGGAAAUGGAUGUCUGCUGCGAAGCCGCUGGGAGAUAUCCAAGCAACUACAAUGCCUGGUCCCAUCGUAUCUGGGUUUUACAGCACUUGGGAAAGCUCAAUGUCAAGAUUCUUCUCGAUGAACUUUCUUCAACUAAAUACUGGGUAUCCAUGCAUGUUUCGGACCACAGUGGAUUCCAUUACCGCCAGUUCUUAAUAAAGUCCUUGACUGGCAGAACUGUGGCUGACAAUACUGUACUGGUGCAAAAUCAACUAGUAAACCAACAAAGCUCCAGUCUCCCGGAGGAUGAAGAAAAUGAAGUGGCAGAAGCCACAUGUACAGAAGAACAAAGGGUAGAUCUCUCCCAACUUUUAAAGGAAGAAUUGGAACUCUGCACUGAUCUUAUUGAUACCUACCCAGGGCAUGAAACAUUGUGGUGUCACAGACGGCAUGUGUUCUACCUUCAGCACCAUUUAAACAACAAACUUCUUCUUCCAAAUGUAUGGUUGACAUCAGUAGACAGCAGCGAUGGAACUCUAAGUAAUUCCCACCCCAUUACUGUGGUCAGUCAUGUUACUCAAGCCAUGGAUGUUGAUGGUUUGCAUGAUUCCAGCAAACAAGGCUAUACCCAAGAAACCAAACGACUAAAACGUGCCCCUACACAGGACUCUCUUGGCCUGGAAAUGGAAUACAGGUUCAUUGACAAAGUUUUAUCAACUUGUAGAGAUGUGGAGCAGGCCAGGUUUGCUACUGCAUAUAAAAAAUGGCUAGUUAAUUUUCCAAGUCAGUGAAGGAAAAGCUAAAACCUGCAGGAUUCCUCUUUUAGUGCAAUAUUCUCUUUUCAGUCACAAAUGCAUGUCAUGGUUGCAAGUGUUAGCUAGCCAUGUUUUUCUCACUUUUUUAUGGUUAGUGCUGAAACUCAUUAUGCAGAGUAAAACUCUUUCAUGUUAUUUAUUUCAAAAACUGGCAUAUCUUUUUAUUAAGCAAACAUAGUUUGUUUUCCUUUAGUCCUUCAAAGAUUUCAUACUAUAUUUCUACUUGUGGCAGCUUCAUGUCAUGCUAUUGUUCCUCUUGAACCUUUUCUGUAUUAGUGUGGACUGUGAACAGAGGGGCUUGACAAAAAGGUUUAAAAUGAUUCUGAUCCAAAUGGAGGGUCUGGGAAACAAGUUAGAAGAUCUGUCAGCAUAAAAUUAGCUUGUUUCUAUGUUGUUCCUGUCCGACAGAGUCAAGGCUGGCAAUGACUCGUACAGAGCCAGUGGACCCAGAUUGUAUUUAGUGAGUUUUUACAUCUGAAUUACUAACCACUAUUAAAAGAGUAGGCUGUUGUGUUUCGGCCUCCGUGCCCCUUUUAAUUCCUCAUAAAGGCAACAUGUAUUGCUACUAUACUGGAAUUACGCUUUUUGUUUUAUUUGCCUGACAGCUCUAUCACAUAAGGUCAGUAUCAAAACCUACUAAGCUUAAGUCCAUGCCAAAUCUGAUGCAGGUAGAGGCGGGAAAACAAAGUGUCUUUCUCUCAUGCAACAAGCGAGUAAGGUUAAAGCUGUAUGCGGAAGCAUUUCUGUCUUUAACGUUCUAUACUUUUAUUUAUUUAUUUAUUUUACCUCAAAAAGCCAGAGUUAAUGACACUUGAUUUACAUCUGUGAAUGUAUUGCAUUAACACUACAGAGCCCAACAAAGACUAUGCAAUCACACACACAUCAUAAAAACACAGUAUACAAGCAUUUUAGAUGAUGGAAGUAAAAAGGAAUUGUGCUAGCUGAUUUCUUAAACUAUACUAUGAAGACAAUUAGUCAGGAUUUCUUCCUUUCUGCAUUUAUGUGCAUGUCUGUACUUCUGUAUUGCUUCCUUUCUGUAUUUCUAGCUUAGGCAAGGUUUCAAUUCAGUGUCUUCCCCGUCAGUCAGUGGACCUCCUUCCGCCCAACACCUCAUGUAUAUAUUGUGGUUAUACAAUUCUAAGGUAGUUUUAUCCUUGAAUUCCUUUUGGUUAUCAGUGCAAUUAAAUAUGAAUAGUCUGUAUUGGCAUUUUUUAGAACCUCUCACCAUCUGCGCCAGUGUAGUUGGACUCCUGUAACUAUGCUAGUGCAGGCCCCAUUGUAAAAAUGCUUUCCUGUUUAAGUGAAAUCUUACCACAGAGCUGCUUUACUCCUAAAGUUAAAACAUUUUGGAAAUUCGGGAAAGCUCCUUUAAUAUGAUCUGUGCUCGUUUUCCCUGGACAAAGUCCAGCCUCAGAAAUGAACAGCUUCAUGCUCCUGUUCUUAUUGUUGAGAAAGUACAAUGAGGAGUAGAAACGGAGGUGUGCUGCUUUAAAAGAUGUUACUCUCAGAAGUGUGACGGCCACUGGAGCAAUGGGCAGUGGGAUUCCAGGGGUCCUAAGUCAUGUCUGGGUAGCAGUUAUUCUUCCAUGUCAAAGGGAAAAUAGACUCCCUCUGGUAUGUUUGCUUUUAGUGAUGUGGCUAAAUUUGAUGAUUUUGAGACUGGAAUGAACUAAGAGUCAUUCAGGUCAUUUAGGAAAUAGGUAGUAGUAUUAAAACAGGGUCUCUAUGUUUUGGGUUGGGUUUUUUUUAACUCUGCAGAGUUAAACUCCCAGGCCUUGGAGUUCAAAAUCACUUUGUGGCUAAAAUGAGUUUGGUAAAGACGUGUCAGAUUGUACCUUGUAUGUCUGUAGUUUGCAGAUGAGUGAGUUGAGUGACAUAUAGGUUUGAGCAUCUCCAUUGCAAAGCCUUAUUUAUGUUAGUGCCUUCUCACCGGUUCUGCAAUAUGUCUGGGUUUUGGGAUGUCUGUGUGUGUCUGGGGUUUUAUUUCAUGGUUCUUGGUGCUGAGAUACUCUAGGAUUCUUUCCUAGUUAGUUGUAUCAAUUUUAGAAGAACUUGUCUGGCUUUGGGGCAGAAGCGGGGGAUUGUGGUUGGGGCAUUGGAGGACCAUCAAUACUCAAAAGAUUUUGCUGUUUUCCCCACUGUUAAGUACUGUAUUUGCUUGAUUCCAAAAUGAGGUUUAUUUUCCCAUUCAACAUGGGGGAAACGUCUCAUCUUAGAAUUGAGUAUGGGACCACUCCAGCCAGCAGCUGCAGCAAGCAGUGGUGUCCUCAGCUGAUCCAGGUACAGGUGAAGCUGCUCCUUCAUUGUGCUGCAAGGAGCAGCUGUGCAGGGAACUUGGCUCUGCCAGGGACAUGAGCAGUGGCUCAUAGGUUCCUCCUUCCAGCACUUGUUCCAGGCCCAGCUCCACUCUUUUACCCCUCCCACCCCCAUCACUUCAUGUUCUCCACUGGUGAGGCACAGUUACUGGAAGGAGGAACCUGCACGCUGCUACUGUUAUCUCUGGCUGUCUGAUGCAGGCUAUCUCUAGAGCUGCUCCUGCUUCUUGCUGCAGGGAGCAGCUUUGUGGGGAGCCCAGCUCAGCUGGGGACAGCAGCAACGGUGCACAGGUUUCUUCGUUUAGUGCUUGCUCCCAGGCAGAGUGGGGAGGGCAAGCACUGGGAAAGGACAGAUGGUGGGGUGACAAAUACUAGGGUGGAUAAGUGUGGGGAGGUAAGUGGUAGAGGGAGUACUUGUCCCCACCCCGGUAUCCUCCCUAUCACCUGCCCUGCCACUGCUUUCCUGCCCCUUCCCACUAUUUUUCC